Alnus glutinosa is the source of this 1931-nucleotide messenger RNA. Its product is annotated as serine/threonine-protein kinase BSK2. The transcript has 10 exons. Gene Ontology annotation, molecular function: ATP binding; protein binding; protein kinase activity. Gene Ontology annotation, biological process: brassinosteroid mediated signaling pathway; protein phosphorylation. Bases 163 to 1632 code for a protein of 489 amino acids. Lineage: Eukaryota; Viridiplantae; Streptophyta; Magnoliopsida; Fagales; Betulaceae. The record is from RefSeq and is a predicted model, not a curated record.
CCUCCGGUGCUGCAACAAAUACAAAUAAUAGCUACGUUUUUCACAUUUCCGGCGAAAAGAACCAUCCGAAACUCGCACCUCGUACCGGAGUGAGCUUUAUAAAGUGCUUGGAAGUUCUGGUUUUUUUUUUUUGUAUGUAGUAGAGUGAGUGAGUGAUCAGUGAUGGGUUGCUUACACUCCAAAACCACCCACCUCCCCUCCCCAGACGACCCCUCCUCCCAACUCGACCCAGCUAAUGGAGAUCAAGCUGAUGAAGAGCUCCAAGUCCCGGCAUUCAAAGAGUACGGUCUCUGCGAACUCCGCAAGGCCACCAAUGGGUUCAGCACAGAGUACAUUGUCUCCGAGAGCGGCGAGAAAGCUCCCAAUGUGGUUUUCAGAGGCAAGCUCGAGAACAACCGCUUAGUCGCAGUCAAACGGUUCUCCAAGCAGUCUUGGCCUGACGCUCAACAGUUCGUGGAGGAAGCGGCAGGAGUUGGGAAGGUGCGGCACAAGAGAUUGGUGAAUCUGAUUGGUUGCUGUGCUGAAGGAGAUGAACGGCUCUUGGUAGCUGAGUACAUGCCCAAUGAUACUCUGUCCAAGCAUCUAUUCCAUUGGGAUAAGCAGCCACUGCCAUGGGAAAUGCGCGUUAGAGUUGCAUAUUAUAUUGCACAGGCACUUGAUCAUUGUAAUACAGAAAAUCGUAAAAUUUAUCAUGAUUUGAAUGCGUACAGAGUUCUUUUUGAUGAGGAUGGUGACCCUCAUUUGUCUAGUUUUGGCCUCAUGAAGAAUAGUCGAGAUGGAAAAAGCUACAGUACUAAUUUAGCUUAUACUCCACCUGAGUUUUUGCGAACAGGAAGGGUCACCCCAGAGAGUGUGAUCUACAGUUAUGGAACAGUUCUGUUGGACCUUUUAAGCGGGAAGCAUAUUCCUCCAAGCCAUGCACUGGACUUGAUAAGAGGGAAGAAUGUAUUGUUGUUGAUGGAUUCAUCAUUGGAAGGACAGUAUGCCAAUGAUGAUGCUACUAAAUUGGUUGAACUUGCUUCCAAGUGUCUUCAGUCUGAGGCAAGGGAUCGACCUGAUACGAAGUUUCUUCUUACAGCAGUUGCACCACUUCAAAAGCAGAAAGAGGUGGCAUCAUAUGUUCUCAUGGGCCUGACUAAAAAUACAACGGUGCUGCCAACUAUGCUUUCCCCACUUGGAAAGGCUUGUGCAAGGAUGGAUCUUACUGCUGUGCAUGAGAUUUUGCUAAAAACAGGCUAUAAAGAUGAAGAGGGUGCAGAAAAUGAGCUGUCAUUUCAAGAAUGGACACAACAAGUGCAGGAGAUGUUGAACACGAAGAAAUUUGGGGAUAUUGCAUUUAGGGACAAGGACUUCAAGAGUGCUAUAGAGUAUUAUUCGAAGUUAGUAGCAAUGAUGUCCAUUCCUUCGGCUACCGUCUUUGCAAGGAGAGCAUUCUCCUACUUGAUGAAUGGUCAAGCAGAACUUGCCUUGAGGGAUGCCAUGCAGGCUCAGGUGUGCAUACCAGAGUGGCCAACUGCGUUCUACUUGCAGGCUCUUGCACUCUCGAAGCUGGGAAUGGAAACUGAUGCUCAGGACAUGCUCAAUGAUGGGGCAGCCUUUGAAGCAAAGAGACAAAACAGCUGGCGCAGCUGAACUCUAAGCUUGUCGGAUAUAUUCUUACAUUUCAUUCAGUCCUUAGACAUCAUAGUUCUGUGAGAACAUUGCCUAGAAUAGAGAUUGUUGUGGUAGGGAAAAAUGAGUAGUGGUAGUAUAUGUUUUCAGGAAGUUCUAACAGAUACGAGUUGCCUACAUAGUUUCUGCAAUAUAUACUGUAAUUUCCCAAAGAGAAAAAAAAUAAAUAAUAAGUUUUUGAUUUAUGGGAUGCACAUUUACCGCGUUUAAAUCUACAUUAUUUUUGCAGCAUCUUGUUGCCUGCUGAACAGAAAUUAUGU